Messenger RNA from Orcinus orca (killer whale), 2694 nucleotides. It is a transcript of the gene GALNTL5, whose product is annotated as polypeptide N-acetylgalactosaminyltransferase like 5. The transcript has 11 exons. Gene Ontology annotation, cellular component: Golgi apparatus. The record is from RefSeq and is a predicted model, not a curated record. NCBI's taxonomy places the organism in Eukaryota, Metazoa, Chordata, Mammalia, Artiodactyla, Delphinidae. Gene Ontology annotation, biological process: spermatid development. The coding region runs from base 1178 to 2548 and encodes 456 amino acids.
GCCCCGCGGGGAGCGGAGGGCAGGCGCCCGUUCCGUGCCGCCGCCUCGCCGCGGCCCGGGGGCCCGAGGGGUCAACGAAGGGCCGGGCCUGGCACCGACGCAGGCUCGCGGGGCGGUGGACGGCGGCGUGCCUCGAACAGGAAGUGCGCGGCGUGCGGCGCGCCCUCCCGCUCCGCCCGCCGACCCCCGCCGCCCCCUGCGGCCGCGGCGGCGCGGGACUCGCUCCGAGAUGAUUCCUGACUCAUGUCGUCCCCCAGUGUCUGUUUAUGCCUCACCCCCUGAAACACGCACACGCGCCCUGUGCCCCGCAGACCCGGCCGCGGCGGAAGCGCGGGUUUCUGUGGGAUGCGCGCUGACCCGCACGUGCUUCUCGGAAAACCGCGGCGCGGGGCCCUCCCCCCCGGCGUGCGGACCUGAAUGCGCAAUGAGAGCGGGCGGAGUGCGGGUUUUUACCCCCACCCCGCCGUACCCCACCCCACCCGGCUUUGCUUAGGUUCACCAGGGGAUCGGCGGUAAGUGUCGGGCGCGGAGUCAGCAACCCGGCGCCGCCGUGAACGCGGGGUUCCUAAGACUGCGGAAGAAAAGGUGGAGGAGAGGGCGGUAAACCCCGCGCGAGUCCCCCAAGUGCUGCCACGGUCUCAGCCACCGCGUUGCCCGUCUGGCACCGCCCGUAGCCAAGGGCCAGUGGGGCGUUCUCCCGGGUGGCGGUGCGCCCCCCACCCGCCGAGGUGGGCCCCAGGAUGGCGCGACCCUCACCCCCCAGCCCCCUGCCUGCCUGGCUGGGAGUAAGGUGAGUGCUCGGUCGGGAGUCGCCUCCGCUCCUGCUCUAGGUUCUGAGGAUAGAGUGGCCCCCAAAGUCACUCGAGCAACCUGAAUGCUGACGUCAGCGCUGCUGCUCCCCGGAAUCGGUGGGGCGGGGAGGCCACCCGAGAAAGAACGGGACACAGGUCGCUUUGGGAACGCCCUGGGGUCUGUGAGGAGGUGGCCUUCACUCCUGUCCAGAUUGCUCUUCACCCAUAGCACCAGUUGACCACGAGGCAGUCGCGAUCAUGGAAUCUAAGAAGUACUUUGGAUUAAGCAUAUGAGUUUUAGUGAAGGAAAUAAUUGAACAUGGUUUCCUUCUGAGAAUACAGAGUCGAAGAGCCAAUCACAGAGCUGCGGGAUCUAUCUCUGGGAAAUGUUAAAAUGGACCUUCAAAAAUGCUAGGUUUACAAUGAGAAAUAUUAUAAUUCAAUGUUUACUCUACGGAUCCUUGACACUUGGGAUCUGGACAGCCAUCUUUAGUAUUUAUUUUCACCAUAAUCCUGUGAAGAACAAGGAGAAGAAGAUCCAGGAGAAAGGAAAUCCAUUAAUUUGGUCCCUUGGGAAGAAAUUGCAAACUAAACAUGGCUCAGUGCAAAUACCAAGACCUUAUGUAAGAGUCAAAAGGCCUAAUGAAGAUGAAACUACAGAACAGAAGUCAUUUUUAAAAUUAGGUAAGGAUUUUAAAUAUUUGGACCCAGAACUUAUUCAUGGAUAUUCAAAAUAUGGAUUUAAUUCCAUUAUCAGUAAAAACUUGGGCAACUACAGAGAUGUGCCAGACACCAGGAAUAAAAUGUGUCAUAAAAAACGGUACCCAUCCAACCUACCUACUGCCAGCAUUGUCAUUUGUUUCCACAAUGAAGAAUUUAAUGCCUUGUUUCGGACAGUGUCCAGUGUCAUGACUCUCACUCCACAGCAUAUCCUUGAAGAAAUUAUUUUGGUAGAUGACAUGAGUGAAUUUGAUGAUUUGAAAGAGAAACUGGACUAUCACCUGGAAAUUUUUCGGGGAAAGAUUAAAUUAAUAAGAAACAAAAAGAGAGAGGGACUGAUUCGAGCAAGGCUGAUUGGAGCAUCACGUGCUUCAGGGGAUGUUCUGGUGUUCCUGGAUAGCCACUGCGAAGUGAAUAAAGUAUGGCUGGAGCCCUUGCUGAAUGCCAUUGCCAAGGACCCCCGAAUGGUUGUGUGUCCACUGAUAGAUGUCAUUGAUUAUGUGACCCUGGAAUACCAGCCCUCUCCUGUUGUCAGGGGAGCUUUCAACUGGUAUCUGCAAUUUAAAUGGGAUCAUGUUUUCUCUUAUGAGAUGGAUGGACCAGAAGGGCCUACUAGACCUAUCCGGUCACCUGCAAUGGCUGGAGGAAUUUUUGCUAUAAAUAGGCAUUAUUUUAAUGAAAUCGGACAGUACGACAAGGGCAUGAAUCUCUGGGGAGGAGAAAAUUUGGAACUUUCACUAAGGAUCUGGAUGUGUGGAGGCCAACUCUUUAUACUCCCCUGCUCUCGAGUAGGACAUAUUGAUAAGCAACAUGUUGCAAACCACACUGGAAUUGCAAAAGCCUUGGCGUAUAAUAAUCUCAGACUGGUGCACGUUUGGCUAGAUGAAUACAAGGAGCAGGUAUUUUUACGAAGACCUAAUCUGAAAUAUCUUGCCUAUGGAGAUAUUAGUGAGCGUGUUGAAUUAAGGAAACGAUUGGGUUGCAAGUCAUUUCAGUGGUAUUUGGAUACUGUCUUCCCGGAACUGGAGACCUCUUAAGAGAGUCUCAUGAAAGGAAAACCAAUCAUUUUCAUGAAUAAAGCGUUAAAAAUUCCCCUAGUCCUUCAACAUGGAGAAGAGAACAUGUUUGGAACAUCAUGAAAUUAUGUGAACUACAGUAAGAAGUACAACCAGAAUGGUCUACA